UGUAAAAAUAGAAAGACACGAAAUUCUUGUGAGACAGCCUGUCGUCUCAAACAAAAACCAAAAGUUCAUUCGCUUGGAGAAUAUGCAAAUGAGACUCCGCCCCUCGCUCUGACGUGGCCUAUCGUGAGUGAGCAGAAAAAAAACGUUAGCGUUCACUCACUUCGACUUCAGCUUGCUCGUUCGCUCCAGUCUCCAGUCUGCCUUCAGAUCUACACCAAGUCGGAAGCAAGAAAUAAACUCUCUUCAAUUCUCCAGGAAUUUAAAAUGGAACAAGAAGCAAAAUCACUGGGACGUGGCCGGGCCAAAGGAAGAAAUCGGUUUGUCCCACAAGGUGCUCCAGCAGGGAGUGACAUCGACAGUGAUGCUUCAGUCAUGUCAUUUUCAACGGCGUUGGAAAUUGAUUCGAUCAGUCUUCGGGACAACGACGCUGGCUCUCAGUCGAGUUCGAGCACCUACGCUCCAUCGUCUACCGUCACGGGAACAACUGACAACAUGAGCAGCGAUGAAUCAGUCUCGACGACGCGACAGUCUACUGAGACUGGAUCCUCGGGUGGUAGGACAUCAACAUCCAACUACUCGCAGGAGUCAUCGAUUGUGAAAACAAUCAACGAUGGCUUCAACAAAGUGGGAGAGGAUGGCCACAAAGUGCAGGUGGUGACCAACUACUACCAAAUGAACGAGACUCCCGACUUUCAUCUAUAUCAAUUCCGGGUCGACUUUACCCCUGUUGAAGACAAUACGUCUAUCAAGAAAGCCCUCCUACGCCAACAUGAAGACACUUUGAACAAGUAUGUCUUUGAUGGAUCUGUUAUGUACAGGACCCGGCUGAUUCCCAAGGAGUUUCAGACGUUGCACGCUACUAGUGUUGCGGGAAACGUGGCCUACACCAUCACCAUCCGCUUGGUUGGACAAGUGAACCCAGAAGAUUCCAUGUAUCUUCAAUUUUACAAUAUCGUCAUGCGAAAGACCAUGACAUUAAUCAACAUGGAAGAAUUGGGUAGGAAUAUGUAUGACCGGGCGGCGGCCAUAAAGUUUCCGCAAGACCGGUUGGAACUGUGGCCUGGGUUUAUCACGGCCAUUCGGAAUCACGAGAGGGGAACGCUCUUGUGCGUUGAAGUGACUCACAAGGUCCUUCGAACUUGUACCGUCCUGGAUUUGAUGCGGGCUAUCAAGCAGCCUGGAAUGUCCGCCAACGACUUCGAGAAAGCUGUCCGAGCCGAAAUCGAGGACACGAUUGUCAUGACGCACUACAACCGGCGAACUUACACCAUCUCGGAUGUGGACUUCAAGGCCACCCCUGCAUCGAGCUUCCGUGGACAGGAUGGCUCAAUCCAGACAUAUGCAGAGUACUACCAAUGUAGGUACAACAUUACCAUCACGGAGGAGAUGAUGAAGCAACCACUGCUGGUGUCGAAGCCAAAAAAGAAGGACAUCAACAAAGGAGUAACCGGGGACAUUUAUUUGUUGCCCUCGCUCUGUAAUCCGACAGGACUUUCCAACGAUAUGCGUAAAAAUUUCUCCCUGAUGAAGCGAUUAUCCGAACAUCUCCACAUGGAUCCUACAACUCGCAAGAAAAAGUUGGACGAAUUCAUGUACCGGCUAACGACAAACGAAAAGGUGCAAGAGGAGUUUGCAGCUUGGAACAUCAAAUUUGCUGCUACUGCGCUUAACACUGAAGCCAGAAUCAUGAAGAAGCAGCAGAUCGUUCUUGGACCUGACCCCGACAGUCCAAUCUUGCCUGAUGACAAGGGCGACUGGACGCGCCCAAUGAAGAACUCUCGCAGCGAGAUGUUGAAACCAGAACAUGUGAAGCGCUGGGUGGUCAUGAGCCCGCCAAAGGACGUUCCCGCGACUCGAUCAUUCUUGACCACUCUCAAGAAGAUGGGACAGGAAAUUGGGAUCCAAGUGUCUCAACCUCUGGACAUCAUCGAGUAUGACGUCAAUAGAUACGACCAGACCAUUCUGGAUGAGAAGAUUCGAAACUUCGGACAAUUGGAUCUCGUAUUCUUCGUUCUUCCCAAUAAUACGCUUCGCCGAUAUGCGGAGAUUAAGAACUACACUACGCUCGUGUUGGGAGUUCCAUCCCAAUGCUUUUUGUCGAAGAACUUGACAAACAAAAACCUGAACUCGAUUGCAAGUAAGGUUAUCAUCCAGAUGACAGCCAAAUUGGGCGGUGUACCAUGGUCGGUGAAAGUGCCUCUGAAAAAGCUGAUGGUGUUGGGAUUGGACGUCUACCAUUGCAGCAAUCGAAAAGGAGAAAGUGCUGGAGCGUUGGUGGCAACAAGCUCCCCCUCACUAACAUCGUACCUCUCCUUAGUCUCCUUCCACAAGGACAAAUCCGAGCUGGCAACAAAUCUGUUUACAGAUUUCACGAUUAUGUUGCAAGAAUCCAUGCGCAUCAACCAGUACCUGCCCAGUAAAAUCGUCAUGUAUCGUGAUGGUGUCGGCGAGGGACAAAUUGGCUACGUCCUAUCCCAUGAGAUCGCCCAAAUGAAGCUGGCGAUUACGGAUGUCUACGGAGCAGCCGGAGAGGAGAUGCCCAAGCUCACUUUCGUCAUUGUGACGAAAAAAAUCAACACGCGAGCGUUCUUAAAUGGGAAGCAAAAUUUGCCAGUAGGGACCGUCAUCGACACCGGGGUCACCCUCCCAGAAAGAUACGAUUUCUUUCUCGUGUCCCAGGAUGUACGCCAAGGAACCGUGAGUCCCACAAACUACAACGUGGUUUUGGAUGAAAUGGCGAUGCCGGCGGAUCGGCUCCAGCUCCUAUCUUACAAGAUGUGCCAUCUAUAUUUCAACUGGAGUGGAACGGUGGCCGUCCCAGCGCCAUGUCAAUAUGCUCACAAGCUGGCCUACAUUACUGGCGUCGCCAUUGGAGAAAGGGCCUUGCCAUCACUGACGGAAAAAUUGUGGUACCUUUAAAAAUCUUUCGAAAAAAUAUUUUCACUGUUGCGUUGCUUAUAGUUUAGCAUUUAAUAACGCGACGUUAGUUAUUAGUUUUUUGUAUGAAAAUAUUUACCAUCCUUGUUAUUGAUAAUACAUGUUAUCAUAAAAAAAUUCUAAAGAGUAAUAAAUGAUUAUUCAUAAAAUUUAA
Messenger RNA from Folsomia candida, 3091 nucleotides. RefSeq names its product piwi-like protein Siwi. Gene Ontology annotation, biological process: regulatory ncRNA-mediated gene silencing. The transcript has 11 exons. Bases 265 to 2919 code for a protein of 884 amino acids. Lineage: Eukaryota; Metazoa; Arthropoda; Collembola; Entomobryomorpha; Isotomidae. The record is from RefSeq and is a predicted model, not a curated record. Gene Ontology annotation, molecular function: protein binding; piRNA binding. Gene Ontology annotation, cellular component: P granule.